CAUCGCACAGGCGUCCUCGCGGUGACACCGCGUUGCCGCGGGGGCGUAUCCUCGACAUGACGUCACGGGGGCACGGCUUUCAUAUGACGUCAGGGGCAUGUCAGGAACCCGGUGGCCACGGGGUAAAUAGUCUUAGUGACUCGGCGCUAAUUUUGAUUCGGGUUUUUUUUUAUAUUACAGUUUGUUUUUAAAAGUCAUCCUGUCACGCGAAUGCCGUCGCCGUUGCUUCUGCUGUUGCCGCCGUGCGACCGGUAACGGUACAAGCCUCACGGGGCAGGCCGCCUCGACUGGAGAGCAACGUAAGCACCAAGGGUCCCUUUGUGAGGCCAGACCCAACAUCACCAGCAGCAGCGUCGCCAAAUCAUCAUCAUUAUCAGCAACAUCAUCAACCACAGUGUUAAGCAGAGGCGUUCCUUUGUGAGGACACAGUCUAACAUCCAUCAGGAGCAGCAGCGGCAUCAACAACGGGGCAUCAUCGACAUUGUCUUCACCGCAACAUUAUUAAAAUCAUCGGCACAUCGUAGCAGCAGCCCGCGCCGCUGCCAUCACCGCAGCCGCCGCCGGUGCCGCCACCAUGCUGCGCCUGCGCUGCAAGAGCAAGAGCGGCACGCACGCCGUGGCGGGCCUGUCGGAGCGCUCGAGCCUCCGUGAGCUCCAGGCGCGACUCUCCGAGGCCACGGGCAUCGCGCCUGCCGCUCAGCGCAUCAUGGCCGGCUUCCCACCCUGCGACCUCGACUUGGCCAGGGCAGACGCCUCGCUCAGCGAGCUGCACGUCAAGUCCGGGGACACGCUUAUUGUGGAGGAGGACACGGCGAGACGCAAGACGCGGCCGUCGCCACCGUCGCCACCUUCGCCACCGCCGGCCCUGCCGAUGCGGCUCAGUCGGCACGUGGUUCCCGCCGACAACUCGUGCCUCUUCACGAGCGUGAGUUACGCGCUUGACGGGCCGGUGGCGGCGGCGGCGCCGGCGGCGGCGGCGACCGCGGCCGGGCGGGCACGCGAGCUGCGCCGUCUGAUCGCGAGCGUCGUGGCCGGUGAGCCCGACACGUACUCGGAGGCGCUGCUCGGGAAGCCCAACGCCGAGUACUGCCGCUGGAUCGAGCAGGAGGACACCUGGGGAGGCGCCAUCGAGCUCUCCAUCCUCGCCAGGUUCUACGAGUGCGAGAUCUGCGUCGCCGACACGCAGACUCUACGCGUCGACCGCUUUGGCGAGGGCUCUGGCUACGCACGCCGCGCACUCCUCAUCUACGACGGCAUACACUACGACCCACUGGAGCUGUCUCCCGUCGACGGUGCUCCCCACCGCCCCCCACGGACGCUCUUCCCCACGACCGACGAUGUGCCACUUGCGCAGGCCCAGGAGCUGGCCGAGGAAGCGCGGCGGCGCCGGCAGUUCACCGACCUGACGCGCUUCGCACUGCGCUGCCUCGCCUGCCAGAAGGGGCUGACGGGCCAGCGCGAGGCUCAGCGCCACGCUGAGGAGACCGGGCACCUCAACUUCGGCGAGGUGUAGGGCCCAUCUGCCGCGUAAACCAGCCCGCCAGCUAACCAGCUAGCCCUCCAGUUAGCCCGCCAGUUAGCCAGGCAGCUCACCCGUGCCUGUGCAUGCUCGCCUGCCUCCCCACCCCCGCGCUUAUUCGAAAGGACGAGGGCGCUGCCGCAUUGCGAUUGCGGCCCUGCAUCCCAGCCUGGGGUUUGCUCCUGAGCAAUGAAAUGCGUGUGUUCUGGUGCUUUUGGAGAUCUCACGACCCUGGGAUUUAGGGUUUGCUGAGGCGGUUACGGCCGUGGCUGAUGUCUUCAGAACGGUGUGAGAGGCAGCGAGGAGCGCGACUGAUGGCAGCGAUGGCGACGUUGCUGGGGGAGAGGAGGGUGGAGUUGCCGAUUGUGACGGUACAAUCGGCAACUCCACGAUUGCCGUGUUGCGCCGUGCCCUGCUGUUCCCUCGCCUCCGUUUGUUGCGAUCAAUUCUUGACUUUGUCCCAAUUUCAGCUUUGGCUUUUUAAAAACUUUUUGUUCAGGCGUGUGCUUGGUGUGAAUCGGAUUACAUUUGUCACAAAGAGUUGUAAGAGUUGGACAAAAACCAUGGAGGACCUAGCAUUAAAGAAAUCAGGUGCGCGUCACCGUGUGUAAGUGCUCGAAAUCAGGUGCAGCUUGAAUGUGGACGGGUAAAUUAUAUUCAGGUACAUUUCACCCAAAGUAAACAUUUACAGCAGACGAAACACCGGUGCCCACAGCACAGUUUCCCGUUCGUCCAUCGCGGUCUCCCUUCAGCAGCAUCCAAGCCGGAUCCCGCGCCGGCAAUAUGAGUGUGAGGUCUGAAGUGGUCUGGAGGUCGCACGCUCAUCUAUUUGGUCACAGAGACCAUCGCUUUUCACGUGACAGCACCGGCCUGGAUGAUGCAGCCCUGACUUUUGAGGACCGCAGGAAGAGCUUUGGAAGACCGGGUCAACGCAGCCAGCGUCUUGGCCACGUCGGCUCUCCGUGGCUGAUAGCGAAACACCCUCAGUUGGGGCGAACGUCAAUUCAAUCAAGCAGUCAAUUGACUGUAUUCAAAACCGGGUGAUGGCCCGUUGAGACGAAUGGGAGACCUGUGCUGCCGCGAGUCCGUUUCUUCGGAACCGCUCGUGAAAGUCGCACGUGCGACCGUGGUCCGACCUGCAGCCCAAGAAACCCGUGCUGGAGUGAGGCUGGCGGCGGCAGGAACAUCAGUGUCCAGUUCGGUGGCACCAGCUGCAGGAUCUCGGAUACCACUUGGCUGCCUCUCGCUUCGUUGCAAAUUACACAACCCCCCCCCUGCCUUAAUCACGUGUCAGACACCAACACCAAAGGUGUGUCAGUAUUGCCUCUCUCGGUGCCCCCCCCCCCAUCCCCACACUCAUUUUGCUCGUCAUUCGCGUUAUUGUGCAGUUGUCGCAGUAUUUCUCGUAGCGCGACCAAUCGCGUCUGUCUGAAACAUGCGUCGGGUUGGCGUGUCGGCGAGGCUGUCAGCGCCAACGGGUUGGCCCCGAGCAAGUGGGGAGCGUGCUGGUGUGCAGCGUAGCAGCACCAGCCAGUUGGAGACGAGCCAUAACCUUACACCCUUUGACAACACUUGCCAGCCAGACAUGAAAUAUAACCCCAUGCAAUUAGCCGAUAGGAUUCUUACUAUAACCACUAUAUACCUGCAUAUAAGGACUUGAAUAUACUUGUAUACCUGUCCCUAACCUUAACAUUGGUACAGUUCCAGAGGUGAGGUGCUAGGUUAAGCUACUUAGGAUUAGAGGUUUGAUUCGUUUUUGGUCGGUUGGUGUGGUGAAGUGUCAUGCUAGGAUCUGGUUGUCGAUCUUUCUAGGUUUAAGGAUAGAAUCGCGGGAUGGCUGUUCUGGUUAGACUUAGUAUUAGUGUCUGGUAGGGUAGUACAUUUAUGGUGACGGCUACAGUGCUAGGAUCUAUUUGUCUAGGUUGUUAGGAUUAGGGCGAGAUGGCGAGUGUGGUUAGGGGUCGCACUUGCAUCUGGUUGGCUAGUUUGCUACACCCCUAUCAGUUUGCCCCCCCCCCCUUCAUUGUCAAUCGUGGCCUUGUCACUCUUUGGUCACUUUUACAUCCUACGCACUGAUCCGCGCGUUGUUGGCGAACGUUUCUUUUCGUCCGAAAUUUGGUUAUCUUUUACCCAACGUCUCCAAUCGGCCAAACUUCGGGUCAAAUCGCCCUGGCGGUGAUACAUUUCCGGUCGUGCCGUCAGACGCGAACCUGGACCCCAUGGCGUUCACAGCGUCGUCGACAGCGGAAUGAAUUUUAAAUGUAUCCGCUCAGGAUGUCGGGAGUCUGUGCUCCCUCCCGCGCUGUUGUUGAACGCGCCGCGUCGCCGCUCGUUAUACCUCACCCGGGGCUGGAGUCCGGGCUCAUGCAGCGCUGUGUGCAUGUGUGUUUUUACAAUGUGCACCCACAAAAAAAUAAUGCACCUCUGCUGGCACGUAAACGUCACGUGACGUCAUCAGCCGUGCCUGUUUUUUUCGUGCGAGUUAUUUUCAGAGAGUCUCUUUCCUCAGUUGUAUUCGACUUGUGCCAUUGGCAUCACAUCAUGAGACGAUGCAUCGAUUCAGAUACGUUGAUUUGUUAACAAAAUUUUAACUGUGGAAAAUUAUAAUAAAGUGAUUUUUAACUUGGAGCAGCGUCAUCAUGUUAACUCAAGCAAACAUUUUAAUCCUCGAUAUAUAUUUUAGAAAGUAAGAUGUACCGGUGCCGCUUUUGCAUGCUAUCCGGUCCCUCCAUUCCCGGAGUGAGAGCUGUGUCCGUAUUCUUGGCGUUAAAUCAAAGUCGCUCACUGUGGGUGUUGGACUCCGCCAAGGGUGCGUCUUGUCUCCACUCCUGUUUGUGAUUUUCACGGACAGGAUAUCAAGGCGCAGCCGAGGUAUGGAGAGUGUCCAGUACGGGGGGGGGGGUAUGGAGAUGGCAUCGCCGCUUUUUGCAGAUGACGUCCUCUUUUCCUCAUCAGUCUGUGAUCUCCAGCGUGCACUUGAAUGGUUUGAUGCCGAGUGUGAAGCGGCUAGGGUGAGGAUUGGCACUUCCAAAUCUGAGGUCAUGGUUCACUCCCGGGAGACGCUGGAUUGUGCUCUCCAAGUGAGGGGGAAAAAGCUGUCCUGAGUGGAGGAGUUUAGGUCUCUUUUGUGAGUGAUGGUAAGUGGGAGCGUGAGAUCGGCCAGCGGAUCGGUGUGGCAUCUGCAGUGUUGCGGGCGCUGUACCGUUCCGUGGUAUAGUGAAGCGGGAAGCUGAGUUCUCGAACAAAGCUCUCGGUUUAUAGGUUGAUCUACGUUCAAACAUUAACCUAUGGUCAUGAGCUUUGGGCAAUGACCAAGAGGAUGAGAUCGCGUGGAUACAAGGGGCCGAAAUGAGGUUUCUCCGCAGGGUUUCCGGGCUAACUCUCCGUGAUUGGGUGAGGAGCUCUGUAAUCGAGGAGAGCCUCAAGAGUCGAGUUGCAGUUACUCCGGAUCGAGAGGAGCCAGUUGAGGUAGUUCGGGCCACUUGUAAUAAUGCCCCCUGGUAGACUCCUUUUGGAACUCUGCCGGGCACCUCCUACUGAGUGAACACCCCGGGACCGGCCCAGGACACGCUGGCGGGACUGUUGCUCGGCUGGCCUGGGAAUUCCCAAGUAAUGAGCUGGAUUCCGUCGCAGGGAAAGGGAGGUCUGGACCGCCUUACUCAACAUGCUUGCUGCUGUGACCGUCACCAGGACAAGAGGAUCGAGAAACGAACGAAGAAAGUGAGAUCGCAGUCACGUUGUGGGGCUACGGGCAUGGGGGAGUGAGCAGGAGAGGGACAUCCCACGGAACCGUGUGGGUGGUGCAGUGUUGGUACAAACAAAGAGCCAGUGGACAGGGCCUUCCCCAGGAAUGGUUUCUCACGGCUCGGGUGUACUUUCAUGGCCGUGGGAAAGUAGCGCUUUGCACGCCCGCUUCACCCGGACUCGAACUUCGUUUUUUUGCAACUUCGUCGGCCACCAAGGGGGAGUUCCACUCUUCCUUAGUUUACAACAAGCAUGGUUUACACUCGGCUGUGCGUCUGUUCUUAGCUUUACAAACGUUUUUUUACAUUUCUGAUUUGUUUAGCAUAUUUAAACUACACCCGUGUUGCUGUAUUUGAAUAAAUAAAGAUUGACUUUGCUUACGCUGA
Molecule: messenger RNA, 5649 nt
Organism: Petromyzon marinus (sea lamprey)
Lineage: Eukaryota; Metazoa; Chordata; Hyperoartia; Petromyzontiformes; Petromyzontidae
Source: RefSeq, a predicted model, not a curated record